AUGUCUGAGAAACCUCCUCCACUAAGCACCCCUCAUCCUCUAUCACACGAAGACAUCAGCUCCAGUCGCAAGGCCAGUCUGAGCUCUUCACGUCCUAUUGCACGAGGUGCCCUUCCUUCAUCUCCGAUUCGAGCUCAAUCUUCUCAGAUGGAUACUUCUGUUGAUGCGAUGAACCUACUCACUGAGAGGGACCAGGGUGGGGUUUCUGGUUCUCACUCCCGCAGGAACACUUUAAUGCCUGUUGUAGGGCGGACUUUCAGUGGAUUGGAAGAGGGGAGGGAUACCCCGAAGAGACGGUUAGGCAUCACAUCUUCUUUGAUGAAUUAUGGUCGUCGUCCGCCUGGCAACUUAACGAAAGCAGAAAAGCAUGCGCAAUUGCUAAGCCCAGUAAGGCCGGGUAUGCUAUUACCAAUGGAACGCCUGCUUUCUGACCAACGCAGGGUAUCUUCAAACGCCCUACUCGAAGAUCAAAAUAUGCGUGGCGUACAAAAAUCCUUCGCGGCUAGUACGCCAGCCAAUUUCUAUCAAGGUGGAAAACUUCGUCCUAAUGUUCUUAAGAAAACUAGGCGAUCUUCAUCGAUCACCCGCCAUGUCCAGGAUCUUACAAAGCGACGGAAGUUUGUGUUGAAGCUGGCGAAAUCAUUGCUGGCUUUCGGCGCACCUUCCCACCGUAUCGAAUCACAACUUACUGCAGCCUCCGAUAUUUUAGAUGCGAUGGCAGACUUCGUACACAUCCCAAAUGUUAUCAUCGUAACUUUUGGUGACGGCGACACGGGCACAGUCGAAACACACUUUGUCCGAGCCAACGGCCGCAUUGCUCUCACAUCCUUACACAAAGUUCAUCUAAUUUAUCGAAAAGUGCUGCAUGACAAGAUGUCAGUGGAGGCGGGUACGGAGGCUCUAAGGGAGAUACUAUGCGCACCACCGAUUUAUUCGCUUAAAUUGAGGUAUCUUUUGGCAUUCGUCUGUGCAUCGAUUAUUUGCGUUCUCGCGUUCGGCGGUUCCAUGAUCGACAUGUGGAUCAGUGGUUUUUGUGCUUGUGUUCUUCAAUAUCUGGGUCUCAACGCUGCGACGAAAAGCUCCAUGAUAUCUGUUUCAAUCAUUGUGUCGUUUGUGGCCAGAGCGCUGAGCACCAUCCCAGGAAACUUGUUUUGUUACGAUGCCAUUUCUUCUGCUGGUGUUGUUUUGAUUCUGCCUGGUUUUACUAUACUCAUUAGCGCUCUGGAGCUGACAUCGAGGAACAUCUUAUGUGGCUCUGUCAGGAUGGUCUAUGCGAUCAUCUAUACUCUAUUCCUGGAUGUUACCGAGGUCCCGAUUGGCCGUGGUAUAGACAACCUCUCCCUUGGUGGACACUAUUUUUCCUGGUGCCCAUCUACUCCACCUGCUCUUCACUCUCCAACCUUCAGUCAUACCGCAGCGUACAACUAUUUGUCAUGGUAG
Messenger RNA from Serpula lacrymans var. lacrymans S7.9, 1440 nucleotides. RefSeq lists its product as uncharacterized. Bases 1 to 1440 code for a protein of 479 amino acids. The record is from RefSeq and is a predicted model, not a curated record. The transcript has 5 exons. Lineage: Eukaryota; Fungi; Basidiomycota; Agaricomycetes; Boletales; Serpulaceae. Gene Ontology annotation, biological process: transmembrane transport. Gene Ontology annotation, molecular function: transmembrane transporter activity.